Messenger RNA from Mesocricetus auratus (golden hamster), 1309 nucleotides. It is a transcript of the gene Azgp1, whose product is annotated as alpha-2-glycoprotein 1, zinc-binding. Gene Ontology annotation, cellular component: external side of plasma membrane. Gene Ontology annotation, biological process: immune response. The record is from RefSeq and is a predicted model, not a curated record. NCBI's taxonomy places the organism in Eukaryota, Metazoa, Chordata, Mammalia, Rodentia, Cricetidae. Bases 111 to 1049 code for a protein of 312 amino acids. The transcript is spliced from 4 exons.
CUAAAGCUCUCUAAUUGGCUGUGGAAUCACCUCCCCUGGGCAGGAUGCCAAGCCUCAAGGAGAGAGCUGUGUGUCCUAUGUAGACUUUCCUGCCAGGCACUACAGCAGCAAUGGUGCCUGUCCUGCUAUCUCUGCCUCUCCUCCUGGGUCCUGCAGUGCUUCAGGAGACUGGUCCUUAUUCUCUGGUCUUCCUCUACACGGGCUUGUCCAGGCCCAGCAAAGGCAUCCCCAGGUUUCAAGCCACCGCGUUUCUCAAUGACCAGGCCUUCUUCCAUUACAACAGCAACAGCGGGAAGGCGGAGCCUGUGGGGCCAUGGAGCCAGAUAGAAGGAAUGGAGGACUGGGAGAAGGAGAGCCAGCUGCAGAAGGCCAGGGAGGAGAUCUUCCUCGUGACCCUGAAAGACAUCAUGGACUAUUACAAGGACAGUGCAGGGUCUCACACCUUCCAGGGAAUGUUCGGUUGUGAGCUCCUGAAUAACAGCAGCAGUGGAGCGUUCUGGAGGUAUGCCUACGAUGGACAGGAUUUCAUAGAGUUCAACAAAGAAAUCCCAGCCUGGAUCCCCUUAGACCCAGCAGCUGCGAACACCAAACAGAAGUGGGAGGCAGAAAAGGUCUACACACAGCGAGCCAAGGCAUACCUGGAAGAGGAGUGCCCUGCAAUGCUGAAGAGGUACCUCAACUACAGCAGAUCUCACCUGGACCAAAAAGAUCCUCCCGCUGUGACCAUCACCAGCCGUGCAGCCCCAGGAAGAAACAGGAUAUUUAAAUGCCUGGCCUAUGACUUCUACCCACAAGGAAUUAGUCUGCACUGGAACCGGGCUGGCAAGAUGCUGGCAUCUGAAUCAGGAGGUGUUUUACCCAGUGGGAAUGGCACUUACGUAUCCUGGGUGGAGGCUGAAGUCCCUGCUCAGGACACAGACCCCUACUUCUGCCACGUAGAGCACAGUGGACUGUCCCAGUCUCUCUCGGUGCAGUGGGAUGCCACAAGGAGGGCAAAAGCUGAAAGCAACGUAGCAGCUCAGCCUCAGCGAGUCACUCUCCCUGCGUGACUCGAGAGAGCCGAACGGCAGAAGUCAACGUCACGAGCUCUUCCAUGGGCAGCUCUACAGCAGCUAACAAAUCCAAGAACCGGUGUGGGGACAGAAGACCUGAGCACCAAGCACUGAGUUCAUGCUCCAUGUCAAGCCCCCUGACCUUGUAGAACUUCUCACUGAUUAACCUGUAAGCCCUCAAAUGACCCUUGUGCCUAGCACUGCCCAGAGUGACGUUUUAACCUCAGAGAUGCUAUAAAAGUGUGAGUUGAUCGUCA